Messenger RNA from Mesocestoides corti, 2334 nucleotides. NCBI's taxonomy places the organism in Eukaryota, Metazoa, Platyhelminthes, Cestoda, Cyclophyllidea, Mesocestoididae. The record is from the annotation of a GenBank genome assembly.
AUGCAUGGCUGUUUGAAUCUGAUCGAUUACACCUGGAAGGAAAGUGAUGACAGUGAGUGCACAACUCCGACACAUCAUCAGCACGUUUAUUCAAAGCGCCGAUUAGAAAGGAACACUGUCCGACCUCGACGGGCUGCUACGUUGGCGGCCUGCGAAGGUCAAAACGAGCGGCGAUCGUCUUUGGGAAAAUAUGGUAGGAAAGCAAUAAGUCCAGCUAGAAGCAUAGGAGUCAGACGGACUAUGACGGUGACAGACGUCUACCCGCCUAGACAGGCACCGACCUAUGCUUCGUGGGUGAGAAUGCAUAGACCUGAGUUCGCAUCCGUCUGGUACCCUCUUGUUCAUUGCCGAUAUCGAUUGCAGCGUGAUCCAGACACGGGCGCCAUUCUCUGGAAUUCUGACUUAAACAGUUUAUGUUGCACUCCUCGGUUGCUGACUGAGGCCAUUAUUCAGCGCGACUGUGCGGCCGUUUCUGGUCUUGUUGCCAACUGGCCAGGAGCGCGUUUGAACGUUCGAGGGCUUCUGCCAAAGGAAGACUUUCCUCUGACUCGAGGCUAUCUCACAAAACCGGUUUUCGUCACUUCCAACCCAGACUCUGCUGACCUCGCCUCCACCGACGUUCUGAAGGGUCCGAGUCUUCUUGAUGCGCUGAUUAUCGGUAUCUUAUCCCGACAACCUACCUGUGCACUUCGAGUGAUUGAUUUCAGCGGUUUUGACGAAGACCGAAGGGUGAGCAUUGAAUUGUCAAGAAUUCCACUGCUAUGGAUGAGCCCAGAUAGGCGAAGUUCAGAAGACGUGCGACGGCAAAUUCGAGGCAGCCUGCAGUUGACCAUUCAGGAUCAGCGGUUUGAUCGUUAUUUUACCCGGAUUUCAACCAUUUAUAACCUUCAUGAGGGAGACUUUUGUCAUGAGGAAAAUUUCGAUCCAUUGACUAUAUGCAUGGACUGCAAUAUGUCCGUUGACGAAGUUGCAUUUGGUCUCGCUCUGCAAAAUGUAACGCCAUUUCGCUUCUCCUGCAACCGACUUCUCAUGCGACGUCUCCCAGAGCUUCGUCUUCCUGUGUUCAACCUAAUCCGGCUUCUUGAUCCUUUGUCUAUUACCCAAUUUGAGUUGGAAGAUCCAGAACUAGGAGCUGGUUCCAUGGGAGUUCUACCUUCUGCCCUCGGCUGGAUAGCAAGUCUGCGUAAUUUACGGGCCUGUGCUCUGCCUGCGUGUAUCCCCCCGCCCCGCACCGCCGUGACCGCCUCGUCCGUCUUAGCGACCACAAGUGCGAACCUGGGGGCCUGUCGCCUACUCAAUCGUUCUCUCAUCUCCCUACGGCAUUUGCAACGUCUCAGUCUGGCGCGCUGUUACCUUCAGGGGCAAUUGCAGUUGUUGCUCGGAGGACUUAGUCAACCACUGGAGUAUCUAAAUUUACAAGACUGCUGCUUGUGCGCAGAUGACAUUGAGUUUCUGGCCUUUAACUGGCGCCCCCUGACGGGACUCUAUGAGCUGAACAUCGCGCGCAACAAUCUUGCCCGCGUGCCUGAGGCGACGCUGGCUCACCUUUUUGGGCAGACCUGCUUCAGUCACAUCGGUCAUCUCACGUGCCUCUCGCUCGCCUACACUUUGCCUCGCCUCCGUCUGCUACAGCUCUACCCUGCGUUCUACGCCUUCCCUGGCGUAAACGAGAAGGAGCAGCAAAGGAACAGAGCCCAGACUCUUCUUCAGGGCAAUGCCUACAUAAUGCUUAGGGUACUUCGAAGCUCUUUCCAAAUUGAUACACGACUUUUUGUCAAUAUUCGUCGGCGCUCUCUCAUAACGACUUGCCUCUGUUCCGGAUUCAUCUACCGAAUGUACACUAGCUGGAACCGAAAUAAACCGCCUUCUUCUCUGAAUGCGGUUUUUGCCACUUCUCUACCUUCUGACCUGUCUGCAACCACAAUAUGUAUCCCUCCAGGCAUCGUAUUUAUUGCCGAAGAAAAUGGCUCUGAAAUAUCCCACGCCAAUGCCGAAAAGAAAGAAGCCGAGUUACGAGCUGAGAAAUUGUUAUCGCUCCAGAAAGGUUCAUCACGGGCCAACUGUUUUCUAGCUCUAGUGCGUGCGUACUUUGCGGCGGUCUCGUCCGGCCGUCGAAUAGAGUUACUUAAUGUCAGUGUCGACCACAGCCAUUGGCACGUCGAAGCUUCUUUUCGUGUCGUCUUGUUACCUCCCCCAAGUCGCGUUGAGCGUGACCUUCCCAUUCCCCAGCUCAUUCAACGGCUUGAAACAAGGGCCAAGUGGCAUGAUUUUCGUGCGAUAUUCUAUGUCAGCAAGCUCGGCGACCUUACACUGGUGAAAAUAACUCGGGUAUAA